GCCGACCAGUUGUUUUGUUUGUCUCUGUUCAAGAUUUCCGAGCGGAAACUCAGCAGGAACCAACAGUUCUUAAAAUUACUCUUAUUGGAUUAUUAAUUUAAUUUAUCAAAAAGUGACCUCCUUAAACUCGUGCAAAUGAUCUGACAACCGACAUGGCAAUUGAGUUGCCAUGUCAUCUUAAUUGUUUCAAAAACACUGACCUAAUAGUGGUAAUGCCAGAGUAUCAACAGUUUGUUGUGAUUUAUACCACAGCUUCAAAUCAUAAUUCCAAUCCGUAGAACGAAAGGGAAAGACAAUGUUGCGCAUUUUAUUUAUUUCCGUGCCACUCGCACUCUUCUUUUUGGAGAUUUCAGCGACGACUCACUGGAUUGUCACCGAAACAGGAAAAAUUCAAUCAAAAGACGACACGAUGUUCGACAUGAAGAAUCCUGAUGAUCUUUUGGGAUUUUUGGAGCUGGAGAAAAAAGUGGCGUCGAUUGAAAAUCUGACAAGGCUGGUGGCGAAGAGGGCCAGGUUUGCUGAGGACAAUGACAAAGUUUACUUUGGCGAAAAUCAACCAAUUGAGUGCAAAAAAGCAAUUCCAAUCGAAGACUGCAACUUUUACCAAAGCUCUUCGUUGAUCACAAAGGAAUCUGAGACCCUGUUGCAAGGCUACGUGGAAAGUGUCGACAAGUUCCCAGAGUGCGCCGCGCUGAACUUCAGUCUCAAUUUCUACGAACACCUCCCCGCCAUGCAAGAAAGGCUGUUGCUCAAAAUGAAUCCUGAGAGAGCAGUUCUGCCAACUGCCAAACUGGACAUGUUCGGAAAGCGGGUGGCUGCCCACCUCAAGGCGAACCAAACCAACUGGCAACUGUACAACCUGGCCACCCUCUUUUGGAGGGCCAAAGGCGAGCCUGUGAAGGCCGUGAAUUGCAUUCGGCAGGCACUGCUGCGCUCGCCGUCAUCGUACAAGCACGUCAGUCUUCUGCAUCUCGGCAACGUCUUCCACCAGUCAAAACGGUCCGUCGAGGCGGCGAUAAUUCUGCACGCAGCCAUCGACCACUCGUCGGACGAACCUGAAUCUCACUGGACCCUGGGCAACAUUUACUCGGUUCUCGGCGACUACCAACGGGCCAUCAUGUGCUACAAGAACGCCCUCAGACUGGACAAGAGUCUCCCCAUCGUGGAAAAAAAUCUGCUGGCCGUCGAGUGUCACGUGUCGGUCAACCAAGCGCUGUCGGAAGUGAUGGAGCGGCUGCAGGAACUGCUCAGCGAUCUGGAGGAUGCGAAACUGCUCAAGCAGCAGAGGUCUCGCAUUGAGAGUCUGGUCCACAAGUACAAGUCCAUCACGAACAUCGCCGAGAGGAAUUUCGGUACCGAGGUUGGCAACAGGAUCAUGGACUUGGACGACAGGCUCAAGAGCCUCGUGGACAUGGUUAAAACUCUGUCGGAAAACAUGGAUUUUGAAAAGAGGGUUCUGACCAAACUCAACCCCCAGGAGGGAGAGUGCCUUUUCUUAGAGGAAAUAGACGCUGCUGUUCUCUACUCGUCUUUUGAACACAGAAUAAGUGACAUUUUAAACGAGGGCCUGAAUCUGAAAAAGGGUGAAAAUCACCCCCUGCCAUGGCAUCCUCCCAUGUGCGAAGAAGACUUCCGAAAAAAGUUCCCGCAAAUUCCCAAUAAUGUUAUGAACAAUUUUUUGUCCCCCGGCAAAUCAAACAAGCUGAAAGCACAACCUUCCCUGAUGAAUCAUCUGCGUGAGUUCGUCGAUGCAGAACUUGAAGCGGACGAAGAGCUCGGCCAGAGGAUUCAUGCUGCUCUUGAAAAGGAGCUUGGACCUCGACAUCUCCUGCGUGCGUUUGCCGGUCUCUACUGGUACGCCCGUGGAGAACUUCGGCUCGCCACAAAAUGCUUGCUUUCCUCGCUGCUCGUGUGCCCUGAGGACGAGUCGGUGAUUCCUCUCACUGCAAUGUCCUCGAUGCUGAUGAGCAUGGGCCUGUCAGAAGGAGCGUUGUACUUAGCCUUGCGCGGCAUCGAGUCGAACAUGAGCGACGUCGGGUGUAACGUGCUUCUCUCGUCGCUCUACCUGCUGCGGGACGACCUUAAAAAUGCCAAACUGCACCUGCAGCAGGCCUUUCUCAACAGACCACACGGUCAUUUAAGAUCAGUUGCUCACAAUAUCGAGUGCCAUAUAAGAAAACUUAACCAUGACAAAGAUUUUUGCGAAAGCAGAGUUGAAAACGGAAGUGAUGGUGAUGAUUAUUCAUCCAAGCCAAAUCUAGAUCAGUGUAUUAAAGUGACCAAGAAUAAAUGAUAGUCAUUAAAAAUCUCA
Messenger RNA from Cloeon dipterum, 2311 nucleotides. RefSeq names its product tetratricopeptide repeat protein 17-like. Bases 296 to 2293 code for a protein of 665 amino acids. Lineage: Eukaryota; Metazoa; Arthropoda; Insecta; Ephemeroptera; Baetidae. The record is from RefSeq and is a predicted model, not a curated record. Gene Ontology annotation, biological process: actin filament polymerization. Gene Ontology annotation, cellular component: actin cytoskeleton; cytoplasm. The transcript has 5 exons. Gene Ontology annotation, molecular function: protein binding.